CAAAUUGAAAUCGAACCCGCACCUUGUGCAUUUUGCGCCGCGCGCGGCCGUCUCCGCGUAUCCAGCCAGCAAAUCAAUCAGCGUAUGACGUCUACGUAUGGCUAAGAAGGCGCCGAAGACCAAGGCGCCAGCCAAAAAGGCCAAAAAGCCCUCCAAAAAGAAGGAGUCCAGCAAGGCCAAAAAGUCGAGCGGCGCGGGCGCGGCGCACCCGAACGAGGUGGUGCUCUGCUCGAAAUACGACCGCUGCCCGUCCGAGCGGCACGACCUCGAUCCGGCGCGCACGCCGUUCGCGAGCAAGCCGAAGCCGCCGCCCUUCAUCCGCGGCCGCGCGUUUGAAAACACAAAGGCUGGAACGAAACUACCUCGCUCGAAGGACGGCUGGGUGCCCGGCGAGAAGAAGCCGUCGAAGUGCAAGCUGACGUACAAGCAGCUCGCCAAGCGCUGGGCGGCCGAGCGCUCGAAGGCGGAGCUCGACCAGUACAAGAAGGACUGCGUCUGGGGCAAGUGGUGCCCGGGGAUGCGCCCGCCGAGCUGGUGGCGCCUGGACCUCGACGACGACGCCACCUACCGCGUGUUGUGCUAUUGCUGGGCCAAGAAUAUCCGGUGCUACCAGCCGGUGCUGGGCCUCGACUUCGACCAGUUCCUCAAGAAAGCGCUCAAGGGGGACUCCGUCGCGAAGGGCCUGAUCGCGAUCGACGAUAGCUGCCGGAGGAUCUCCGAGAAGGCGUGGCUCGAGGAGAACGAGAAGCCGGAGAAGUGUGAUGAUUCGGUGUACGUCAGAUUCUUCGUGUAGAUGACGCGGCGACGGCGUCGACCCUCACUCAAUCGACGCGAGACAGUUUCGUCCACGCAGGCCCGGCCUGCGGCGUCGCGUUCGCCACGCUCGGGCCGAAGGGCGUCCACUUCCACCACAAGGCGCUCACGGUGACCGGGCUCGGCUACUUCUGCAAGCCGUGCAACACGGACGUCGCGACCGUCUGGGACCGCUUCGGCCCCGUCCACGCCGAGGCCGCCCUCGAGCGCGUCGCCGUCGCCUCCGGUAUGAAGGGCGUGUGCAUCGUCCUGCCGCUGAAGGAGGGAUGAUUUGAAGGAGGCGGCGGCUGGCUCCUAAGUUAAGUACAUGUUG
This is a messenger RNA of Pelagomonas calceolata, 1126 nucleotides long. The record is from the annotation of a GenBank genome assembly. Lineage: Eukaryota; Pelagophyceae; Pelagomonadales; Pelagomonadaceae.